AUGAGUGGUGGGACUGGCGGCGGCAGCAGCAACUUGGAGCCGAGUGCUGGCACCGGCGGCUCCAGCAGCAGCGCGGCCGCGCCGCGACUGGCGGCGCUGUCGGUCCUCGUCGGCUGCCAGGGGCUCGACGCCGAGGACUCGCUGCUGCAGGCGCUCGAGGCGGACGGCCUGGCUUUGUUGGCCGCGGCGGCAGCCGCGCUCGAGGACCGGCCGCGUGCGGAGCUGUCACUCACGCUGUGUGACAGCGACUUUAUCCGCGGGCUCAACGCGCAGUGGCGCGGCAAGGACUGCGCCACCGACGUGCUCUCCUUCCCUCAGGACGACGCGGAGAUGCUCGGCGAUGUCGUCCUCUGCGUCGAUGUCGCCGACAGGCAGGCGGCAGAGCGCGGCCACGAGCGGCGAGACGAGCUGCGCACGUCCGACGUGGACGCGGCGGAGAUGAGCGAGGCGGAGGUUCGACUGCUCGGCCGACUGGGGUGGCGAGGCGAGGGGCUCGUCGCCGCCGCCGGGGCCGGUUGA
Molecule: messenger RNA, 519 nt
Organism: Emiliania huxleyi CCMP1516
Lineage: Eukaryota; Haptophyta; Isochrysidales; Noelaerhabdaceae
Exons: 3
Coding region: 1-519 (172 amino acids)
Biological process (GO): rRNA processing
Molecular function (GO): metalloendopeptidase activity
Source: RefSeq, a predicted model, not a curated record